GACGUCAUCGGUCAGCGACAUGGAAGCCGUAUUUGUUUACCCCGUUCUGCACGUACAUGAAUGCAAGAAAUACUAGAUUUUAGGACAACUUAGACGCUUUUCAAUCUUUUUUUCUCUUUUUUAAGUAACUGUUAACUGUGUUGGUACGUGUUUUUUUACUUUGAGGGCUGCAAUUUGCGUUUUGUAUGGCGUACCUGGCAAACUACACGUUACUAUCAUUAUAAAUUGUCCAUUUUCUUCAAGUUUCGUAUGAAUUCAACAUGAGCGGCGGCUUAGCACCGAGCAAAAGCACUGUAUAUGUGUCAAACCUGCCAUUUUCUCUCACCAACAAUGACCUCCACAAGCUGUUUACCAAGUAUGGAAAAGUGGUUAAGGUUACAAUUGUGAAGGAUAAAGACACUCACAAAAGCAAAGGAGUGGCGUUCGUUCUAUUCCUGGACAGAGACUCGGCUCAUAACUGUGCAAGAGCAGUGAACAACAAGCAAUUGUUUGGCAGAACUGUAAAAGCCAGUAUUGCACUCGACAACGGCCGAGCGACAGAGUUUAUCAGGAGGCGCAACUACACAGACAAGAGCAGGUGUUAUGAAUGUGGGGACACAGGUCAUAUGAGCUAUGCAUGUCCCAAGAAUAUGCUGGGAGAGCGAGAGCCGCCAAAGAAGAAGGAAAAGAAAAAGAAGAAAAAAGCUCAGCAACUUGAACAUGUUGAAGAAGAGGAACUGGAAAGUGAAGAAGAAGGAGAAGAUCCUGCACUUGACAGUCUGAGUCAAGCCAUAGCUUUUCAGCAAGCGCGUAUUGACGAAGAAGAGAAGCAAAGAAAAAGCACGGCUAUGUCCCAGGAUGACAGCCCUCAUCCUUCGUCCUCCUCAGACUCCAGGAAAGUACGGAUCAAAAAGAGCGCAUACUUCAGCGAUGAAGAAGAGCUUAGUGACUAAAGCGAACCUUUUGCUCGCUUGUACAUACAUUUGUUGUAAAUAAAAACAUGUUGUUAUGUGUUCUUGGA
This is a messenger RNA of Syngnathus acus (greater pipefish), 1000 nucleotides long. RefSeq names its product zinc finger CCHC-type and RNA binding motif 1 (gene zcrb1). Gene Ontology annotation, biological process: mRNA splicing, via spliceosome. Lineage: Eukaryota; Metazoa; Chordata; Actinopteri; Syngnathiformes; Syngnathidae. Bases 261 to 932 code for a protein of 223 amino acids. Gene Ontology annotation, molecular function: RNA binding; zinc ion binding. The transcript has 7 exons. Gene Ontology annotation, cellular component: U12-type spliceosomal complex. The record is from RefSeq and is a predicted model, not a curated record.